This is a messenger RNA of Ceraceosorus guamensis, 711 nucleotides long. RefSeq lists its product as hypothetical. Lineage: Eukaryota; Fungi; Basidiomycota; Exobasidiomycetes; Ceraceosorales; Ceraceosoraceae. The record is from RefSeq and is a predicted model, not a curated record. The coding region runs from base 167 to 676 and encodes 169 amino acids. The transcript has 3 exons.
CGGUGAGUAUGUGCGCUGCUGACUAGCAUCGAUGAUCAGACCGUCCGAGGUCCGACAGCAACCAUCCUUUCCUCCCGCGAGCCCAUGACCUCCCCCUCCCCUCCAUAAACGGGCCGAGUCUGCCAGAUAAGGAGUCGAUCAAGGGGGUGGGGCGAAUCGGUUCAACAUGCCCGUCCAGUCAGUCUACGAAGCCGGACCAGCUGUGGAUCCCCAAGCUCCCACUGUCCGAGCGCGCCGAAAGCACAGAGAGCAACAGAUACAAGAAGCUUACAAAUUGCAAAGGGAUGCAGCGAUUCGAGGCGCUUCCACUUAUGGUCUGGUGGGCCUAGCUACCAUCUUUACAGCGCAUCAUUACUAUCCCAAAUUCAGAUCACAGACUUUAGCCUUGAAGAGUUUCCUCUUGUCCGGAUUUGCCAUCUUUGGCUUCGUCGUCGGAGCAGAUACCCAAUUGCUCACUCACGAAAGCAGCCAACGCAUCGAGGAAAAUAUGAUCAGGACGCGCGCAAGGACAGAGCUGGGAAGAAAAGGUAUUCUAGCUUCCGAAGCAGAGAUUGAAAAGUGGAGACAGGAAACGAUAGACCGCUUGAAUAGAGAGCAAGGAGGAGCAGCAGCAGCAGCAGCAUCACAUCAGGCGUCGAACUCGAGUCAUCAGAAUGUCAAUGAAGAUGCGAGAUGACCAGGCAAGCAGCUGGUGUGAUCACAUUUGCGCAG